AUGUCAAAACUCUCUCCCUCCCUGAAAGCUCUCAUAAGUGCACCUUAUGCCCGUCCGAGUUAUGCGCCUGCACCACGAAAUAUUCGCUCAGUGUUCCAAAAGAUUGAGGAGGAAGCUUCCACGAACAAUGUUGGACUGCCAUCAUGGCUGACGAUCUCGACCGCUGCGACGAUGACCAUGAAUUCUCCCGACUCAAUGCUAGAACUCUACCGACUUGUGACUAAAGACCAAGAUCAUGCGCAGACAAUUCCCAGAACAAUUAAUGUUCUAGGUCAAUUCCGUGCAAACCUCCCGGAUGAAGUCAUGAAGUCGUUGAAUAAAAGUCCAUCUCGUGAAUUGACAGCUACCAAUGUUGAUGAUGCCAAAAUUAGAGGCCACGGACUAUGGAAUUCCAUUUACCGACCCUUUGAGACGAAACUACUCAAUAAGCUUGCUGAAUCUCAUCCAGAUCUCCCAGUGGUUAUCCUAAAUUCUUACUCAAGCCUCUUCACCGAUCCUCCUAUCUCUUCACGACCGGUGAAAAUUGGCAGAGUCCUCACAAGUCUGAUCGGUAUAACAUGCUUGAGAGCACAAACCGGGGUGGGCCCACAGGUCACAAGUCAUAUAUUUGGUUUACGAAAAGCGUUCGAGGAUGGUACAUAUAAAGCUGUCGGCGAAGAACCUGUGAAGGGAGGAGAAUGGUUGGCAGGCGAGGAAGGAAACGCCUGGAUCCUUAAUACAAUAGAUAAGAUUGUAGAAGCCAUUGGUGGAGAGACUGGUGGAACGACAUUUGCUCCGGGUAUUAAGGCAAAAUUAUAG
Sclerotinia borealis F-4128 is the source of this 798-nucleotide messenger RNA. NCBI's taxonomy places the organism in Eukaryota, Fungi, Ascomycota, Leotiomycetes, Helotiales, Sclerotiniaceae. The record is from the annotation of a GenBank genome assembly.